Molecule: messenger RNA, 1957 nt
Organism: Hippocampus zosterae (dwarf seahorse)
Lineage: Eukaryota; Metazoa; Chordata; Actinopteri; Syngnathiformes; Syngnathidae
Product: tetratricopeptide repeat protein 9A
Exons: 3
Coding region: 478-1266 (262 amino acids)
Molecular function (GO): protein binding
Source: RefSeq, a predicted model, not a curated record
CGAUUGUGGCAGCUUGGGCAAGAUCUGACAAGCCACGAGGAGAUGUUUAUCUGAUUCAACACGCAAGACUAAAAACAACCUGAAGGCGGAUCAUUGUUUACUCCGGUCAAGGUAAUUUCCUCAUGAACGUCACUUAUUCUUUACGGUACACUCUCGUAGAUGAUGGCUUUUUUUUGGGGGGGGGGGGGACUAACAUAUAUGGCACGUGUAACAUAUGCUCUGACUGGCGAAGGAUCAACUUGGGAUCCCAUGGCUUCUUAUUUAUAAACCAAUGGGCUAGCCGAGCAUCACAGGGGGACGCGCAUCUACGCACGUACGCGCGCACCGAGCGUGCGCAUCAUCCAGCAGCUUUGCUCUGCGCCAGAAGACGGACGGACGCGCAAUCUGCGGCACCGACGACGACGAGGAGGAGGAGGAACAGAGCAAGGCUGAGGAUGCAGUGAAAAGUCGAGGGAGGAAGAUCGAUUUUUAAGAUCCAUGUCGAAAACGAGCUUGAUCCAAGGCGGCGGCCACGACGUCGUCGGCGGCCCCAGGGUGGAGGCGAGCAGAGGCGGCCUCGCGGCUGACAACGGCGGUGUACCCCCGAGGCUCCAGGCGGGCUCGCAGCCUCCUCCCGGCGGCCGAAGCAGAGAUGCCCGCCCCCACCAGCGGCACCACCCCCACCACCCCCACCAUCACAACCACCACCACGGAGGAACCUCCGGCGGCACCACCAUGCUCAAGCAGCCGUCGCACAGCGAGCCCGCCGACGCCGUGAGGCGGGCGCUGGACUUCAAGUGCCAGGGCACGCAAUGCUACAAGGACAAGAAGUACCGCGAGGCCAUCGGCAAGUACCACCGCGCGUUGCUGGAGAUGAAGGGCUUGUGCCGGGUGUUCGGCGACCCGGACGGCGGAGGCUCCAAAUCGUUGCUGGCCGCCAUCGGCAAGUCCAGUCCGCUUACCGAGGAGCAGAAGGGGGCCAUGGAGAACGCCGAGCUCGAGUGCUACAACAGCCUAGCCGCCUGCCUUCUCCAGAUGGAGCUGGUCAACUACGAGCGUGUGAAAGAGUACUGUCUGAAGGUGCUGCAUAAGGAGGGGAAAAACUUUAAGGCCCUCUACCGCUCGGGCGUGGCCUACUACCACCUGGGGGACUUCCAGAAGGCCCUCUACUACCUGAAGGAGUCGCACAAGCAGGAGCCGUCAGACACCAACGUCAUCCGCUACAUCCAGCUGACGGAAAUGAAGAUUCGCCGCAGCGCUCAGAGGGAAAAAAAGGACGCCACAUAAAAAAAAAAAAAGAAGACGACGAGCACGGACGACUUUUCCAACUCCUUGCCACUUCCUGUCCCGCCCCUCACUAGUGCGCCGCCCGGACUUGUCAUUGUAUAGCAGUAAGGAAUGUUCCGAUGGGACUUCAAACACUGCCUUUACACUUUUCAAACAUUUAAGUCUACAGAUGAUUUUUUUUGUCUAUUUUUUUUUUCAAUCACUGCCAAUUCAAACAGGCUGGGGAGGAUACACAGAAACAACAAAAAUGCAAAAAAGAUUUGUAGAGGGGUUUUUUUUUUUGUGCAUUCCAGCUGCCCUCCAACGAACAACCAUGCAACCACAAACUAUUCUUACUUUUUCGUCUUGUGCUUUCAAGGAAAAUGCAUGGGGGGGUUUGUAAAGGCGGAAAAAGCACACCAUUGAAAAGAUACAUAUCACAAACAAGUGUACAUAAUAAAUAAAUACAUAAAUAAUUGUUGGCGUUGCACACCCAAAACAAAGCACUUGGAUCACAUCACGGAGAUAAAGUACAAGUACCCACUGGAUAUAUCGUAUGUAUAUGUUAGUACUCGUUUGUAUUGUGAAGAUGCCGCAGCGGUGCGAGUGGAUCAUCUCGACACUUAUUUUGUAAUGAUGAUUAUUUAUACGUUGAAGUGCAUAAAAAUGCAGACGAGAGCAAACGUGUAAAUAAUAAAACACCGCAACCAAA